Leptopilina heterotoma is the source of this 1301-nucleotide messenger RNA. RefSeq names its product ubiquitin-like modifier-activating enzyme 5 (gene Uba5). Gene Ontology annotation, biological process: protein ufmylation. The coding region runs from base 27 to 1199 and encodes 390 amino acids. The record is from RefSeq and is a predicted model, not a curated record. Lineage: Eukaryota; Metazoa; Arthropoda; Insecta; Hymenoptera; Figitidae. Gene Ontology annotation, molecular function: UFM1 activating enzyme activity. Gene Ontology annotation, cellular component: cytoplasm; cytosol. The transcript has 6 exons.
UUUUACGAAUAAUUGAAAAAUCAACAAUGGAUUCUGUUGAAAAAUUACAAGAGCGCAUUAAGGAAUUAGAGAAGCAAUUGGUUGAAUUAAAAUCAAAAGAUGGUGAAUUUUCUGCUAGAGAUAAAGUUGAACAAAUGUCAAGUGAAGUGGUCGACACUAAUCCAUACAGUCGAUUAAUGGCAUUACAACGAAUGGGUAUUGUUAAAGAUUAUGAGAGAAUUCGAAAUAUGACAAUUGCAGUUGUAGGCGUCGGUGGAGUUGGAAGUGUAACAGCAGAAAUGCUCACUAGGUGCGGUAUCGGAAAGUUGGUGCUUUUCGACUACGAUAAAGUGGAAUUAGCAAAUAUGAAUCGACUCUUCUUCCAACCGCAUCAAGUGGGUCAGACUAAAGUCGACGCUGCGGCGAAAACUCUGAGAUUUAUUAAUCCCGACGUUCAAAUAGAUACUCACAAUUAUAAUAUAACACUCGUUGAUCAUUUCCAACAAUUUAUGGAUACAAUUAGCACUUCGAGUCUAUCAAAAGGACCCGUAGAUCUUGUUUUGAGUUGUGUCGACAAUUUUGAGGCUCGAAUGGCCAUAAAUACCGCGUGCAACGAACUCAAUCAAAAAUGGUUCGAAAGCGGUGUCUCCGAAAAUGCCGUUUCCGGUCAUAUUCAAUUUAUCAUUCCCGGAGAAACUGCCUGCUUUGGUUGUGCUCCGCCAUUGAUAGUUGCGUCAAGUAUCGACGAGAAAACACUGAAACGAGAUGGAGUUUGUGCAGCAUCACUGCCAACAACAAUGGGAAUUGUUGCCGGCUUUUUAGUGCAAAAUUCAUUGAAAUUUCUACUCAAUUUUGGCACCGUCUCGAAUUAUUUGGGCUACAAUGCAAUGCAGGACUUUUUCCCCAGUAUGACAUUGAGACCAAAUGAAAAUUGCGAAGAUAAAUAUUGUCAACAACGACAGAGGGAAUAUUUAAUGAAGCCAAAAGUGGAGCAAUGUGAGGAAUGCCUGGAAGAUACACCUUUACACGAAGACAACGAAUGGGGUAUUUGCCUAGUCGACGAAACGGACACAGAGUCAGAGGAGAAAGCAACGAAUAUUUUAACUGCCGGCUUAAGAGCGGCUUACACUCUUCCAACGGCUGUCAUCGAAACAGCACAAGAACAACUUUCGGACGGUCCAAGUUUAGAGGAACUCAUGGCACAAAUGAAGUCUAUAUGAGAAUUUUAAAAAACAAAAAACUUACUUUGUUUCUUCCAUUUUAUAUUGUCGAUGUAUUUCUUUUGGUAUAAAAGGUAAAAAUACAAAUACUAUGUAUCAAAA